This is a messenger RNA of Syngnathus acus (greater pipefish), 1795 nucleotides long. It is a transcript of the gene ube2j2, whose product is annotated as ubiquitin-conjugating enzyme E2, J2 (UBC6 homolog, yeast). The coding region runs from base 155 to 940 and encodes 261 amino acids. The transcript is spliced from 7 exons. The record is from RefSeq and is a predicted model, not a curated record. Lineage: Eukaryota; Metazoa; Chordata; Actinopteri; Syngnathiformes; Syngnathidae.
AAGAAUACAUCCGGAAUUGAGUUUUUCUGUUCCGCUACUAAGCUACUCUUUCGGCGGUGUCUUCGUCCUAUCGGUUUGGGGUCUGAUCGCUGAGACUACGGCCCAAAUUCGUAUCCAGGCCCGAAUCCCCAUUUUCACUAGGGUCUCUGGAGAGAUGAGCAACACCGGGAACAAGAGAGCUCCAACCACAGCCACUCAGCGACUUAAGCAGGAUUACCUCAGGAUAAAGAAAGACCCUGUGCCUUACAUCUGUGCUGAGCCUCUGCCUUCUAACAUCUUAGAAUGGCACUAUGUGGUGAGAGGUCCUGAAAAAACUCCUUAUGAAGGAGGUUACUAUCACGGAAAACUCAUAUUUCCUCGGGAAUUCCCCUUUAAACCACCAAGUAUCUACAUGAUAACCCCCAACGGCAGAUUUAAAUGUAAUACAAGGCUAUGUCUGUCCAUCACGGACUUCCACCCGGACACUUGGAACCCGGCGUGGUCCGUCUCCACCAUCCUCACAGGACUGCUCAGCUUCAUGGUGGAGAAAGGACCCACCCUGGGCAGCAUUGAGACCUCAGACCACACGAAAAGACAACUCUCAGCCCAAAGCCUCGCCUUCAACCUGAAGGACAAAGUCUUUUGUGAAUUGUUCCCUGAGGUUGUGGAGGAGAUGAAGCAAAAACAGAAAUUGCAGGAAGAGCUAAACGCCCGCACUCAACCGCUCCCCCUACCCGACGUGGUGCCCGACGGCGACCCCCAGCAGGCUCAUUACGGCCUCCCCGCCCUCAACGGAGGUCCCAUCCCACUCGGCGGCGGCAACCCCGCCCAGGGCCUGCAGCAACCCAAUCGCAACCAUGGACUUCUGGGUGGAGCCCUCGCCAACCUGUUUGUGAUCGUCGGCUUCGCCGCCUUUGCCUACACGGUCAAGUACGUGCUGAGGAGCAUAGCGCAGGAUUGAGAGUUGGACUAACGUCAAGUGGAUGGCGACGUCGUGUCCCGGGACCAUCGGGGACUCUGGAGGACAGAAAGCAGCCCGGCUGUGACUGUGGAGGAGGGAAACCAACGUGGCUCAUGGGUUUUGGAGGAACAAAGUCUUUUACUCCUCUGCUCACAAGUUGCUUUUGUGACUUUUUUUCCUCCUCUAUUGGCAAACACAUUUCCUCCUGCUUUUAUUUGUUUUUGUCAGCAAAAUGUUUACACAGAGAGGGAACAGCAGACGCCAAGAUCACAGAUCACAGUGACCUACUGAGGCACAUCAGCAACUAGUUGGCAACCUUCAAUUACCUCAGUCAAGCAGAAUUGUUUUUUUGUUUCUCUUUUUUUUUUUUUUUUUUCUCUGACUUAUUACACACCUCUGGCUAAAGUUAGUAUUUUCUCAAGCACAAAAGGAAAGUCUUCAUAGGCAAAUGUAUGAACCAGGAAGGUAUGCCCCUCCCAAACACACACACACACACAAAUCAAACAAAGCGACCGGAGUGGACGAACCAGCUUCCUCCAGUCAACCCAUGAGCCAAAAUCCGUUGUGAAUUCGGGACCAGCGCAGUUUGGGUUUGGUUUAGCCAACCACUCUUGCAUCGCUCUGUACAUACGCGUCCAAUUUUGAGAACGCGUGAAGCGAAUCAAUAUUUGGUUCUGUAUAGUUUCUUUCUGAUCAGUUUUAAUUUAUAGACAAAGCCUUGGAGAGUGUAGUUGGACGACACAAAGUGUCCACAUGACCGCUGAUCAUUGUACUGUUGUGCAUUGCGUUUUAGUGAAGCUAGUGGACUUCUUUUUCUCACCAACCACACUUCCGAAAUAAAUGAAUUAUAAAUGA